Messenger RNA from Uranotaenia lowii, 735 nucleotides. RefSeq lists its product as uncharacterized. The transcript is spliced from 2 exons. The record is from RefSeq and is a predicted model, not a curated record. NCBI's taxonomy places the organism in Eukaryota, Metazoa, Arthropoda, Insecta, Diptera, Culicidae. Bases 1 to 735 code for a protein of 244 amino acids.
AUGACGGAUAAUCAGCGCCUGAAGGACGAAAUCAUCCGGCUGCAAGCAGAGCUCCAGGCAGCACAAGCAUCUACUUCACAAGCGCCGCCAGUCAGCGCGAUUAAUCGAGUUGGAAUCAAAAUCGGCCCUUUCUGGAAACGCGAUCCAGCUCUUUGGUUCGCCCAAGUGGAAGCUCAGUUCACUUUAGCUGGCAUCAUCCAAGAAGACACCCGGUAUUUCCAUGUUCUAUCAGCAAUUGAUUCGGAGAUACUUGCGUGCUGCUCGGAUAUAAUCCGGGAUCCGCCGGCAGUUGAUAAAUACACCACCGUCAAGGAAAGGAUCCUUAAGGAGUACAGCGUCAGCGAGCAAAACCGAAUACAGCAGCUCCUAAGAGGAUGUGAAUUAGGCGACCGCAAGCCAUCUCAGCUACUACGGGAAAUGCGAGAUCUAGCCAGAAACUUCAUUACGGACGAAAAAAUUCUGAAGUCCCUAUGGCUACAACAGCUUCCGGAAACAACACAAGCUGUGCUCAAAAUUUCCGAGGAAACUCUGCAGCUGUCACAACUAGCUGAACAGGCGGAUAAGCUUGCAGACAUCGCGAAAACUCGUUAUACAUCUUCUGCAGCUAUCGACGAAAAUGGCAAAUCAUCUGCGGCGGUGGAGGAGAUCUACCGUAAACUGAAACACGAAGCUGGAGCGAUUGGGUUGAUCAUUAAUGAGAUGAAGUAUAUGCUGUCCGAGCCCGCUUGGCAGUAA